This is a messenger RNA of Trematosphaeria pertusa, 1306 nucleotides long. Its product is annotated as fucose-specific lectin. The record is from RefSeq and is a predicted model, not a curated record. The transcript is spliced from 7 exons. The coding region runs from base 98 to 1114 and encodes 338 amino acids. Lineage: Eukaryota; Fungi; Ascomycota; Dothideomycetes; Pleosporales; Trematosphaeriaceae.
AUGGUCUAGGGGACAGCUUAAUCCAUUCGCCACCGAAUUUCGAGAACGCGAAAUACAGCACCCACCAAAAGAGAUCUUUCAAAACGGAUACCAAGUCAUGGCUUCGCUACUCAUUUUCACCUCGAUCAUCUUCAUUUCUUUCGGUUCCAACCGAUCGAACAUGUUCGGUUGUGGGACCAACAAGAACUAUUACCACAAAGCAUGGAAUGGCAAUAGCUGGGUCCCUUCUAAGACCACGUGGGACAAUAUGGGAGGAAACUUCAACUGGGCUCCCACGGCCGUGACGUGGCCAGGGUCCGGCAAUAUGGUCAUGAUGGGUGUUGGGAGCGAUGGCCAGAUGUGGAGCCGCAACGGGGCCUCCGGCGGCUCAUGGGACAGUUGGAACAACAUGGGCGGAUCGUUCGCCUCAGCUCCGGCGUCCACCUCCUGGGGUUCCUCGAGCAUGGCCGUCUCCGGCGUGGGCACCGAUGGCGCCAUGUGGACGAGUACCAACACCGGAUCUGGAUGGUCGAGCUGGGAGUCUCUUGGCGGUACCUUCAUGGCGGCGCCGCCAUCGAUGGUGACAUGGGGGUCCAAUCAACGCAGCGUAAUGGGCAUUGGGACAGACCGAGGGGUGUGGAUGAAGACGUGGUCCGGGAGCAGUUGGGGCAACUGGCAAGGUCUUGGCGGCACGUUCAUCAGUGUCGUUAUUGUCAUCUCGAGGGGCUCCGGCUUCAUGAAUGUGUUUGGUAUUGGGUCGGACCAACAGAUGUGGAUGCGCGCUUACUCAGGCGGCACUUGGGGAAGCUGGCAAUCUCUCGGAGGGACAUUCAGCAGUGCACCGGGAGCCGUGUCCUGGGGCUCAGACCGGAUGGACUGCUAUGGAAAGGGGACAGAUGGAAAUACUUGGCAUAAAAUGUGGACGAGCUCCGGAGGUUGGGGCAGCUGGGAGAAUAUGGGUAAUGCUUGCGAGGGUGCCCCUGCAGCGGGCUCUUGGGGCUCUAACCAGAUGAGCGUUGGGUGUACGGGUACCGACGGUUCGAUGAUGAUGAAGAGCUGGAAUGGGACGGGGUGGACGCCUUCGGGGUCGACGUGGGAUAAUAUGGGAGGUUCCUUUGUCGACGACGGUGCGUGAGCGAUACCUUUGCCAGACUGUCGCACCGAAUGGGCGAACUGCACGGGGAUAAGUGGUGCGAGGGUAUCUAACCGGCAAGAACAUCACAAGCCGAUCGGCAUGGGUCUAGUACAACUAUCACUCACUCACUAUAUAUGGUAAGGUAGGGAGGCUCCUAUAUUUCCAGAUGGCUGACCCAGGCAUUCCUGGAGA